AUGCAACCUCAUGAGGGUACCCUGCAGCCCAUUCAUGUCACUUCAUCCCUGAUGCACGACGUGAAGGAGGCAGCAAAGACGGACGACCUUGCCCACUCGAUCAAUUACUCUGAUCUUGCCAAGGAGUUAAUCAGAAAUGAACCGGUGUUCGCGUCUCUUGAGGAAUUAUCCUUGCACACGUACGAUGCAUUCUCGCAAAAGAAUUCUUUGCUUGAUAAACACCGUGGCAAGGUAUCUGAACUGGGGAUAUGUGUCAUUCAGCUUGGGCCCCCUUUGCACUGUGCCCACGUUGGUGUUGAGUCGGCUGCGACGUUCAAUGAGGAUAUGUGGACUAUUAUGUGUGUCAGGCAUUUUGUGGACAAGCUGACUUGUCAUGUGAUCAUUGGAGUCAAUCCUGCGGAGAGGUUGGAGAAGCAGGACGCGGUAUCGUCCAUGUCUAUAGAUAGCAGGAAAGAUGGUCUACAGAAGGAGCAGUGGAUUGACUUUCGGACUAUCACAAGGACUUUCACGUCGAGCCUUUUCACUAUAGAGGCGCUUGCCUCCUCAGUCGCCCACAAAACUCUGUUGACCUCGUCAUCUUGUGAGUCUGUCGUCUUCCAAGGAUGA
This is a messenger RNA of Laccaria bicolor S238N-H82, 606 nucleotides long. RefSeq lists its product as uncharacterized. The transcript is spliced from 2 exons. Bases 1 to 606 code for a protein of 201 amino acids. Lineage: Eukaryota; Fungi; Basidiomycota; Agaricomycetes; Agaricales; Hydnangiaceae. The record is from RefSeq and is a predicted model, not a curated record.